GCUAGGUAACCAAAAUAAGUAGAACUCUCCUGUGAAUGAGUUAAUAGUAAUCAGUAGUUUCACUAUAAACAUGGCGUCAUUCUUAAAACUGCAGAGCUCUCUUUAUUUGUUACGUCUUACUGGUCAGUCAUGGUUGCCAAGAUAUUCUUCCAGCUUUACGGCGGCACAGGCCAUUGUUCAGAAAUCCAAAAAUCCUCAACCAAAGCCCGCUUCAAAUGAGCUGGUCUUUGGCAGGUUUUUCACUGACCACAUGCUUGAAAUUGAAUGGUCGGCAGAAGGCGGUUGGGGAAAACCCCAAAUCUCACCAUUUCACAACCUCCUAAUUCAUCCCGCAGCUAAGGCACUACACUAUGCUGUUGAGCUUUUUGAAGGAAUGAAGGCUUACCGCGGACCUGAUAAUAGAAUUCGUCUCUUCCGACCCAUGGAAAAUAUGAAUCGAAUGAACAACAGUGCUCAAAGGGUUUCUCUUCCUACAUUUGAUGGCAGAGAGUUAGUAGAAUGUAUUAAAAAAUUGGUUUCUCUUGAUGCUGACUGGGUUCCUGCAACUCCUGGUGAUACUUUAUAUAUUCGACCUACAUUAGUUGGCACCGAGCCAACUUUAGGUGUGAGCCCACCCAACAGAGCCUUAUUAUUUGUCAUUGCUUCUCCUGUUGGACCCUAUUUUCCUACAGGUAUAAAACCAGUUACCUUAAUGGCUGACCCCAGAUAUGUUCGAUCAUGGCCAGGAGGUCCUGGAGAAUAUAAAAUGGGAUCGAACUAUGCUCCCACGUUAUUGCCGCAAGUUGAAGCUCUUCAGAAGAGUUGCCAACAAGUUCUCUGGUUGUUUGGAGAGGAUCACCAAUUGACAGAAGUUGGCACCAUGAAUCUUUUCAUCUAUUGGAUUAACGAAGACGGAGAGAAAGAACUAAUCACACCUCCUCUCAAUGGACUCAUCUUACCUGGAGUCACCCGGAGAAGUCUUUUGGAAUUGGCCCGCGAUUGGAAUGAAUUCAAAGUAUCUGAGAAGGAGAUCAACAUGAAAGAGUUUUUGACAGCACUGAACGAAAAAAGGAUAGUAGAAGUUUUUGGUGCUGGAACUGCUUGUGUUGUCUGUCCAGUUGAAAGAAUACUGUAUAACGAAGAAAAAUUUGCAUUACCAACAAUGGACAAUGGUGCUAAGCUAGUAAACCGUUUUCUGUCAACUCUCAUGGAUAUCCAGUUUGGCAGAGUGGAACAUAAAUGGUCUGAAAUUAUUGAGUAACAAUGAUGUCUACAUUGAAAGCACUUUCAUUGUUAUGGUAGAUAUUUUCCAACUAGCCGAUUCUCAAUCUGCAGUCAUCGUUUACUUCAAUGAAGUGUCCCUUGGUUUAAAUGGAUUGGUUUUUAAUUAUUGUUUUUUUUUUUAUUAAUUUCCUAGUUCUGUCAUAGAAAAAACAACAUUGCCACUGGCCUGGGCACAAUUUUACUGUUACCAACUAAAUUAAACGCACGCAUACACACCUAUCUAUUUUUAAAUGAAAACACCUUUUUAAUUAUAUUACGUGAGUCUUAAGAGACACGUCCAAUUAGAUUAAUUACACAUUUUUUUCACCCCUAGUACAUGUAAUUCAUUUAUUAACAUGUUACAAAACUUAUUUGACAAUUGUGAUUGAUUACAUAUAAGUUUUGUUUGAUCACAUUCAAAACUCUGAGUAAAAGCACUGAACUCACAGAACUGCACAAAAGACUGCUGUUAGCUAAUUAUGGUUUCAAUAUUUCCAAAUUAUGUUAUGCACUCAUUUUUUAUGGGUUUUUUUUUUUAGUUCCUAAUUAUAGUUUUGUCACAGAAAUUCAAAAUAUUACCACCAAGAUCUUACUUUUCUGCAUUGAUGAUGAUGAAAUUUAGUUUAAUUGUAUCCCUGGUAACACUUGACAGAGAUAUGCAAUGCCAUAUUGUGGGAUAUUAGAUACAAUAUCAUCUACAACAAUGUAAGCUAUUGUUUAGUAUUCCUUCUUUCUGUGUGUAUAAAGACAUGAAGCAACAGCAUAUUAUAUGCCUACAGAUAUUAAGCAAAAUGCAAAAGAAUUUUGUGCAGUUUCUAUACUUAUCAUGAAAGAGCACGUCAACACAUUGAUCAUUUGCUUACGCAAUUAAUAAUAUGUGACAUUAUGGUAAAGGAGUUGCUCUUUGCUUGAUUAAUUACAUAUAAUUUAAUAUUCAAAUUAAGUAACGAUGAUCAGUAAUUUCACAUCCAUUGAUUUUUUUUCCUCCGCUUUUUAAAACUUAUUCACCUGAAAUGUUAUCGACUUGUUUUUUACGUAUAUAUUGACUAACUUAACUAAUUUUUACCUCACAUAAGUGAACUUAUUGUCUUCAUUUUAUUUAUUCUCUUUUCCUAUCAAAAAUUUUGUCCACGUAAUCCAAAUUCCAGUAGAACAAACAUCCAAGGAGUAAAAGACUUCCCCAAGCCAUUUUAUGUCUUCUAUAUGUAAAGGUACCGUUAGUUUUUGUCUUCCAACGUUGCUUUGUUUAAUAAUAGAAAUAACUAUCAUGUUAUUUCUAAAUGUACCACUGAACCAAAGUGGUACAAACUUGUUCCACAUGAGUAUUCAAAGAUAGGUGAGAACAACACCACAUGUGUCCUUUUGUUCAUUUAUGCAAAGAAAAGAAAAAUCAUGAAACAGUGCAUUUUUUUUUUUAGCCCCGUCCCCUACCGCCACUUACCUCCAUAUUCCAAUCUGUAUCACAUAUCAAAUAUUGAUCUCUUUUGAACCAUAAGUUAGUGGUUAUCGUUGGUAUUUCAGAAAUUAGGGUUAGGUUUAAAAACUUAUAUUAUGUGUUUCCAAAACAUUAUUGAAGAAUAGCUUGGUUUUGUUGUUUGUUUUUGUCAAAAUCCACCAAAAACAAAAAAAAAAAAAGAAGUCUCCUGAUAGGAUAUAAAUUUUUUUUCUGCUGAUAAAAAGGAAUCAGGAUCCUUUGAGAGUUCUUGAGGCCUUAUUUUAGAAGUAGUUUUUUUAAAAUAUUUUCUGAUAAGAUAAAGGUGGAGUGGUGUUGACAGUGAUCAAAAUAGCUUGGAAACAAAGCAUCGUGUGAUAUAUUUAUCAUGUUGAGUAAAAUGUUAGCAACGUUUUGAAACACGAAAUUCACCACAACAUAUUUCAACAAUGUGGAAAUUUCAUCCAUCAAAGCAAGUACAAUCAACACAUUCUUGCCAACAAGUUACAAGUUUGUUUAUUUUGGUGACGUAAAAAUCUGAAGUUCUGGAGAUGAUGAAAUGCAUUUUCAGCAUCGAUUUGAUUUUUUAACUCCUUCUCUCAAAGGAAACCAUCAAGGUGCUUGAAAAAGUGGUAGUCAGUAGGAGAAAGAUCUGGGGAAUAAGCUGGGUGGGGAAGAACUUCAUAGCCAAGUUCCUUCAACUUGAGCAUCAUUAGUGAAACAGGUGGUCGAGCAUUGUCAUGAAGAAUGAUUGGCCCUCUUCUGUUGACCAGAGGAGUAGCAGUUUUCCUUUCAUUUUGGCAGUGUUUCUGCAGUAACUUUUUCCAAGUUUUAUUGUGGAUGAAUGCAGCAGUACUCCACCAAACGGUCACUAUAACCUUCUUUUCGAAGAGCUCGGGUUUAGGGAAGAUUUUUGGUACUUCAUUUUAGUUCAACCACUGCGCAGAACGAUUUUUACUAUUGUACAGAAUCCACUUUUCACCGCAUGUUACAAUAUGGUUGACAAAUGGAUCGGUCUGGUUACAAAGAAGAAGCGACGAGCAAACUUCAUAUCUGUGCAUUUUGUGAUUUUCAUUCAAAUCAUGUGGUACUCAUUGUCGAAUUUUUCCGAUUUUCUGGCUAACUUGAAGUUCUUUUGCCAGUUCUUCUGUGCUUUUAUUGACCGUCAUCGAUGAUAGAUGGGCGUCCAUUAUGCUUACAAUCUUCAAGGCUCAGGUCUCCACUGUUAAAUCGUUUAAACCAUUUUUGGGCUGACUACUCACUGGUUCACCAUACGUUUCAUUGAUAUCACGAGCAAUUUCAGCUGCUUUACAUCCUAUUUUGAAGUUGAAUACCGAAAUUGCUCGAAUAUCGCACUUUGACAGUUUCAUUUCAGAUGAUUGUAACAAGGGUGAAAAAAAUAUCAAUGUUAAUUUAUUGAUGCCUUUGAGCAUGUCAAUGUCUGUAUUAACAGACACUUA
Messenger RNA from Octopus sinensis (East Asian common octopus), 4134 nucleotides. RefSeq names its product branched-chain-amino-acid aminotransferase, cytosolic. The transcript is spliced from 11 exons. NCBI's taxonomy places the organism in Eukaryota, Metazoa, Mollusca, Cephalopoda, Octopoda, Octopodidae. Gene Ontology annotation, molecular function: branched-chain-amino-acid:2-oxoglutarate transaminase activity. The record is from RefSeq and is a predicted model, not a curated record. Gene Ontology annotation, biological process: L-valine biosynthetic process; L-leucine biosynthetic process. Bases 71 to 1240 code for a protein of 389 amino acids. Gene Ontology annotation, cellular component: mitochondrion.